Wyeomyia smithii (pitcher-plant mosquito) is the source of this 2028-nucleotide messenger RNA. RefSeq lists its product as uncharacterized. NCBI's taxonomy places the organism in Eukaryota, Metazoa, Arthropoda, Insecta, Diptera, Culicidae. The record is from RefSeq and is a predicted model, not a curated record. The coding region runs from base 141 to 1901 and encodes 586 amino acids. The transcript is spliced from 4 exons. Gene Ontology annotation, molecular function: nucleic acid binding; zinc ion binding.
UUCCAGACUUAAAAAGAUGUGAGCAGGUUCUCGCUCUUUUGACGUUUAGCGGAUAAAUAUGUUUUUAUUAUUUCGUGCUUCUCGAUAGUUGACGUGAGGGUAUCUUUCGUUAUUAUGCAAAGGUAAAGUAAAAACCAACGAUGACUUCAAUGGAUCCGCCACAGGAACCUUCCAAACCAGGUUUGGAGACGGAUGCCGAAUUGGCAGCUUCUGCGGCUAACGCUGUAGAGCAAUGGCGUACGUAUCAAAAUGCGUAUACCCUCUACCAACAACAAUAUACUGCUUAUCAGGAGUAUAUGCAUAAGCAAGCAACUUUGACAACUUAUGAAGAGCAACAGGCAGCAUAUAAUCAGUAUUUGGAAGCGCACAAUAAUUACCAGAAACAACUAGAACAGUAUGAAUAUCAGAAAGGAUAUCAAGACUGCUACAUGGGAGUACCAAAUGCGGCACCAGGAAUUUACCCGGCUGUAUGUUAUCCUCCACAAGCAACAACAGUUUCAGCACCGGUGUUCACCACACCAUUGGUUAACGUUGACCCCUUCUACAACAGAGGAAACGAUCACCAACGUCCGCCUUCAUCGAUUAAACGUCGUUCUGAAGCUUCCGCAAAUAAAUCGAAAAUUUACACAACUACUACUUAUUAUGCUAACCCCGACGAUGAAGAGCUGUUCCCAGCUGAUUUGAAAAAAUUGUUCGAGCCUCUAAAUUGCAGCCUCUGCAAGUGUAGGAUGAAUUCUCAUAUUUCUGCCAACGUGCAUUACCAUUCGAUGGUGCACGAGAAAAAGAUCGUACAGUGGUUAAAAGAGUGGUGCGAACGCACCAAAACUCCCAUGCCGCACCGUACAAAGCGUAGACCGUCUCCAAUUGAGCCGGUGGGUCCAAACUCGCUGCAUUGCGAGGCGUGUGAUUUGCCCCUCACUUCGAUUCAGCAUGCCAAUCAACAUUACACCGGCAAGCGUCAUCAAAUGGUGGUACGCGGUAAGAAAAAUCCUGCUGGAAAAGGAUUCUAUAAGGCAGACGGUAAUUGGAAACGAAGCUUAACUACACCGGAUGAACAUCCCGAACGUUUCGGAAUCGGCGCGUCGUUCGCUAAUCAAGCAGACCACUAUAGUGCAAAGGACAUAAAGCGAAUGCGCUUGGAGCCACCUCCUUCUCCACCGCCUGGCGUUAAGGAAAUUAUGGAAAAUGUUCUUGGUACAACUGGUAAUGGAGCAUCCAAUGAAACCUAUCCAAUUGCCGCUACAGUGAGCCAACCACAAAUGAUGACUCUUCCUGUACCAUAUAUACCGACAACACUUGUUUCCCCGUAUGCUCCAACGGCUGUCAUGGCUGCGGACUACUCGCAACCUCCACCUGUCUUGGUGGAACCAUAUACAGCACCAACAAAAACGAAGUCGGCGAGAAAGCCCAAACUCGUCGCUGAAGCAAGUACAACAGCCGAUUCACUCCAAUCCGAAAUACUGAAAAAGGAGAGUGCCGACUGCGUUGAUGAGAGUGGAGUAUUUUGCAAGGUGUGUCAAAUUGCUGUGACCUCCGCAACUGUUAUGGAGACCCAUUUGAAAGGCACUAAACAUCUGAAAAAAUUGAAAUCGGUCGGUCGUUUGCCACCUGCCAACAAAACGGGAGCUCCGGCUCAAAGUAUCUUGUCUAUACUGCACAAACAGGUGAAACAAAAUGAUUGGUCUUUGUAUCGUAUGCCGUCGGGAAAGUUUUAUUGCAAAUCGUGCAACAUCAUUCUGGCCGAUGAAAAACUGUUUUCUCAACAUUGGUACGGUAAAAAGCAUAAAUUGAAGGUGAAACAGGAAAUGGAGGAAUUGACCGGAACCACAACUAAAGCCGCAUUCUAUCCAAAACGACAACACAGAAAGGAUCGACCCAUGCCGCCACAGCAGCUGUUUUAGUUGAAUGACAACAGAAUAAUGAACAUUUCGAUUUUUGAUCAAACAAUAUUGUGCACAUUGUAUAGUUUCAAUGUCUAUCACACAUCAAUUUAACGUCGUCAUCUAAUAAAGAGUGUGAAUCAAGGCA